Chara braunii is the source of this 1821-nucleotide messenger RNA. NCBI's taxonomy places the organism in Eukaryota, Viridiplantae, Streptophyta, Charophyceae, Charales, Characeae. The record is from the annotation of a GenBank genome assembly.
GAUCAUCUCCCUUGUCGUUUCACGGGGAGGCGGAUCGGGACGAGGAGAGCAGGGAGGAAAAGGGGGAGGAAGAGGUGUUGGAGGGGGAAGAUGAAGAGGAGGAGGAGGAGAAGGACGAGGAGGACGAGGAGGAGGUGAAUGUCGAGCAGGAGGACGAGGUUUUGUAUGCUGCACGGAACAUUCUCGAUCGCCCAGAGCUGCUUGACGUCACCUUCGUUUGUGAGGAUGGCCUAGAGGUGAGGGCGAAUCGAGCUUUAUUGGCGAGUGGCAAUGUGUACUUCUCCAAAUUGCUGUAUGGGGACAUGAAGGAGAGAUCGAUGGACAGGAUUCAUCUUCCUACUGUGAGGGCAGACAGUCUGCAGAUUGUGGUCAGGUACCUGCACGGUCAUCGCCUCAGGUGGAAGUCUCAAACUUCCUGGGACGAGAUCGUUGAAGUCUACUGCUUGGCUACACAGUAUCAGGUGGAUAGCUUAUGCCGUAGGAUCGCAAGCCGGGUGCCCAGAUCUGGUCAUGCAUGUGAAUUCGGCAAGCUGCUAAGCGCAGCGAUUCCUGUGCGAGCAGAGGAAAUCCUGAAGGCGGCAGUGAGAGCAAUGAAUGAGGCGUUGGCCUUCGACUCGGCGUCAUUCAAGGGGUGGAGUAAGGAAAGCAUCAAGUACGUCCUCGAGAACGUGCAGCUCCAUCCCGAUGUAACUGAGACAAUGAUUGCGGAGGCUGUUCUCUCUGCUGCGCCCAACCAAAUCAAUAUCAUUACUUUUCGGCAAGAGAAUUGCCCGGCGCCAUCUGUGGAGGAGGGCGAUUCCGCUGCUGAACACUCUAAAAAAAAACCUAUUGCGUCUCUGUCGCCUGAAUGUUCAGAAUGUGAGAAGGACUCUGAUGCGGAUAUAGUAGUAGACGGUUCUCUGUCAAGGAAGGACUUGCAGGAGAUAUUUGAGGGGUACAUCAACCUAGCAUUUGUUGAGCCAUUAUUUGUGAAGAAGAGAAUUGAGCCCCUGCAAAUUGUGCGUCCAGAGGUUCUGUCGGCAGUCUACAAGGUGCAGUCGAUCUGCCUUUCUACUUGCUUGUCACCCAAAUCUCUGUUCAAAAUACCGUGGCGCUCCCUGGUUCCCAGAGUCUCAUUUGCGCCUGUGAAAGCGGACGAAGAUGGAAUUUGCAGUGCUUACGAUGACAUUUUGGUCCCGUCUUUGUGGGCCUGCGAUCCGAGUUUGACUUACGUGAUCUCUGAGGAUCUUCCGCAGCGAGUGGAGCGCAUAGAUGCAGAUUAUAUGGAAAUUGCAAUGAUGCGGUUACCUCUUCGGAGUGGUUUGCACAUAUGGAGAAUCCGCUUCGAGACUUCCGGCAGCAAGUCUGCCGCUGCUGGUAUCGUUUCGUCAAUUGCAACAGACAGUUCUGGCAGGCCAACAGAGCACAAUGGAUGGUGGCUGAAUGCUGACCUCACGUCCGCGGCACCCAAACAAUGGGCAAUGUCGUCGACAUUUUAUAAACUCUCUGGGAUUAGGACGUUUAAUGAAUCUGGGGAUUCUGUGGUGGUGAUCUUGGACAUGACUAGGCGGGUGUUGACUUUUGCGAACAAACUCGAGCGCUUUCUCAACCACCGCGAAAAUUAUCCCGCUGCCUUUAGCAAUCUUCCCAAUGAUUUGCCACUGCACCCAGCUGUGUGGCUCCCCUUCCCUGGUUGUGCUGAUAUAGAAUGGAUUCAAAGCUCCCCCGGUCCGCAACAAGUCCGUCCAAGAUGAGCCGAAGUUCUCCUUGUGUCCGCUCUCCUCCUAGUGGCAUCAAAGGAUGCACUCACACUUUGUGACCAAGCUCAAACCCACUUCAUAG